Molecule: messenger RNA, 3183 nt
Organism: Cephus cinctus (wheat stem sawfly)
Lineage: Eukaryota; Metazoa; Arthropoda; Insecta; Hymenoptera; Cephidae
Exons: 4
Coding region: 157-1191 (344 amino acids)
Source: RefSeq, a predicted model, not a curated record
CGCGUCUUCCAAGCGCAGAUACAUAUUUCCUCACAGGCGAGGUUCUCCCUGUCCCGGAUAAUCACGUACGCUCUGACAACUCGCUUGAAAAAACGCGGAUAAAAAAUAAUAUAGCGUCACAAUCUUAUCACCAAUACAUAUCUAAUAAUUUCCAAGAUGUACAAAACAGUACGCAAGGGCGAUACCAGCCUUCAAUACACAAUUCUCCCCCAAACGGACCAGUUCAAUGCCAGUGGGUUUCCGCCAGCUGGAAAUAAGCCACGACCAAAAAUCAUCAAAUACACUAUGGGGACACUGAUGAUACUAAUAAUAUUGUCCUGCGUCGCGACGCCCUUUCUAAUGAAUCAAAACGACCACAAUCUAUUUGCUGGUACGAUCCUGGCAAUGGGCCGAGUGGAUCAGGAUGUCUUUACGAACGCAAAAGGCAAAGGUCAAGAGCGUAGCACAGAUGCGGAAAAGAGUAGGACCAUCGGUACCCUGAAAAAUACACCAGAUGAUUUUGACAGAAGGAAAGAUAACGAAGAUACAACCUCGACAGGCAAUUUUAUAGAGAAGGAAAACAUUACAGAGGCGACAGUCAAAGGCCUAACCUCAUCAUCGUCGUCUCUGAGAACUACAGCAGCUUCGUUAUCUAGUACUCAAAAAAUUUUAUCAGCUCUAAGCACUGCUAUGCCUACAGACACAAUCCUGUCAUCGAGUACACCAGUGGAUUUAAUUUCAUCCUUAUCAUCGACCAAAGUACCUUCGAAUCCUUCUAGAAAGUUACCCAGGGUCACUUUAAAGUUACGAGAAAAUGAAACCAUACCCCAAAUGUACAUGAAGGCCGGUAUAGCCUCUUACAAGAAGGGUAACAUCACGACAAGCGUUCUGGCCCACGGUUUGAGUCUCGAGGGUCUCAUCUUCAAGACUCCCGAAGGAACGAUAAAACCGUGGCAGCAAAAGUGGCCGUUCGCCGAAGGGUCUUCGUACUUCCAGUGGAAGGGUAUCAACCAGGUAUCCGUCAAGGUCUACGUAGUACUUGCAUACCUGGCAGUUUUGGCAAUAGCGAGCUUCGUCCUGAUGUUCUACGUGCACAGAAGAGCGUCCAGGGUCCAUCGAAAAAAUCUUGAAGAACCGGAAGUGGACGGUCAGGAAGAGGACAAAUCCACGUUACUAGGAGCUGAGACUAAGGAUGCCGAAGAGAAGGAGUAAUCCGGUUACUCAUUUCGAUUUUCAAAAAAAAAUCAUCCUAUACUUAGACUACUAAUCGCCUAUUUGUACAACACAUCAGUUAGGGUUAGGUCUUCCACGCGAAAUUUUGACAGUGGCGAUCUUGACUUCAUUCGAAUCCUUCAAAUUUUAAUGAAAAAUUUGAAAUGACUCUUUGAACUUGAGCCCUUGGUCACGUGGCACCCCUUUCGAUUGUACUGUUCGUACGGUACUGCGCAUGGCUCUCACUGCUUUGAACCAAUGGAACUGUAGAGGCGAAUACGAGGGAACGUAAUUAAUGAAGAAUCGGAGAUAACGGGUGGGAGAAAAAUUUAACAGUUUUAUCUGUGUGCUCACUAUUUUUUACUCGUUGCUAGGAAACUAUAAGGACAGCGCUAAUGGCGCUUUCUAUAUAAUGUGUCACGACUGUUUAUCAUGAUGGUUGGUUAUUUCUAGAAUUUCUUUUGGUCUUAUUCUUUCACUCGAAUUCUGUCAUUGGCACAUUCGUUAUGUAAUGGUAAAUUUAGUAUGACGCGUAUACGUAUCUUCGCUUGUGAUAAAACAAUGACAGGUCGAAUAUUCAAAACAAAGUUUCAUUACGGAAAUUUUUUCUUGUCAUCGUUGAAAGGAAGAGCGUCCCGAUGCCUUGCGUGGUGCUUUCGUAAGGUUAUGUUUGAUUUACAUGAUAAAUCUGACGAUUAUGGAAUUUGAGGUUAUCAUUUUUAUUUUUUAUUACACGAUGAUCAUCAGCGUGAUCUUGCUCGGAUACCGUUUAUUGGUAAAUUAAGGCAAUUUAUGAAGGUAACAGUCACGUAUAUUAUUACUAAUCGUGUGAACUUGAGGUACCAAGUAUUUUGGGGCUUACGGGGCCUUUUCAAAGAGGCGACACUGACGUUUGCACGUGAUAUUGAUAAGACGUUUAUAAACAUUAUGAAGUGUUUAAGAAAAUUUUGUGUAAUGGCGACGGGAAGAAAUAAGGUUUAUGUUGUUGUUGAGAAUUUCCUUGUCAUCUUUUUUGUUGUCUUUUUGUCAUCUGGAAAGAGGGGGGAUUUAAGGGGGAGUGUAUGAGUAUGGGAGAAAGGAGGGACAGAAAAGUAGGAGAAUUAAAAUAUUAAUUUAUGGCGUUUGUUUGGAUUCUGUUUGAGUUAAUUUUUUUUAUCCCAUAGAAACGUGGGAUAUUUCAUAAUUAGCUUCGAUUGAUAUGGGAGUUAAUGAUUAUUGAACAAUUUUAAAUACUGGUGGCGCGUGGUUAAGAUUUAUAAACGCAAGGAACUUAUAGCCAUUGUAAAAAUCCAACUUCAAUGAUGUUUAGAGAUUUUUUGGAUUGUAUUAAAAAAAAUGAAGGACUCGCGUAAUGAUUAUUUUUUAAUUAGAUUAUAACGUACAGGUCAAAGCAAAUGAUCAGCAGGUAUUACUAUUAUACUGUCAUACAGAAUUUUCAGGAUUUAAUAUUUACCUACCUGAGAUCCUGUAGUCAGGAACUCAUGGGACACAUUAGAUGGGAAUUUCCGUACAAAGAUAAUGUUCGAUGCACUGUUGAGAAAACCAAAGAAUAAAAACAAGACACUUAAACGCGGUAGCUGAAAGAGAUAUGACGGUUAUCGUUUCUAUUUUGAAGAUUGUAUUUUUUUAACUUUAUUAAUUUUCGACUUCCACGUAUAAUUAUAUCGUAAUAAAUUAUUGUAUAUACCCUAAUAUGGGAUCGUACAAUGGGAAAUAGACAUCUCCUGAUUUCAUGUCGUACUUAAUAAUUGGAAAAAAAAAUGGGAAUUUCUUUCCCAUUAUGCGAUUCACGUUGCAUUAGCUAGCUUAGGUAGGCCAAAUAAUUCUAUGUAUAUAAUUAAUACUGUAUGUCAUGACAAUUACGAUACAGUUAUCGAUUAUGGUGUUUAUUAUUGAAAAUUGAAUUGUUAAUUGAAGUUGGGAAAGAAUAGCUCACGCCUAAUUAGGGCCUAUAAGUGUAUAAAAAUUAAUAAAAUAUUAAAAGAUACCUAA